This is a messenger RNA of Hemicordylus capensis (graceful crag lizard), 4751 nucleotides long. RefSeq names its product pleckstrin homology and FYVE domain containing 1 (gene PLEKHF1). Lineage: Eukaryota; Metazoa; Chordata; Lepidosauria; Squamata; Cordylidae. The record is from RefSeq and is a predicted model, not a curated record. Bases 341 to 1159 code for a protein of 272 amino acids. Gene Ontology annotation, molecular function: metal ion binding; phosphatidylinositol binding. The transcript is spliced from 2 exons.
GAUUGGCUCGCCCCCUAGAAGGCGGGGGGGGGAGGGUGGAAUGUUGGCUGUUUGAGCGUUCCAGAGAUACUUCGCUUCGCACCCCCCGCACGUCGGCCGGAGGAGACGCGGCGGGGAGAGUUAAGCCUCCGGGUCCAACCGGGCUCCUCCACACCGCCCAAGCUGCCCUCCCGCAUCGAAGGAGCCUAGGAAAUCUUUAGAAGUGCACAGAUUUGCUCGGAAGCAAGCGAGAGUCCUCUCCUUGCAAGUGGCAGAAGGCUCCAAAGCGUCGAUUUGGUCUGAUCGGAGAAACCAGAGGUUGGGAGAGGAAGAGGAGUCACGAGGAAGGAGAUCCAUCGAGAUGGUAGACUACCUGGCGAACACAGAGAUAAACAGCCAGCGCAUUGCUGCCGUGGAGAGCUGCUUCGGGGCAUCUGGCCAGCCGCUGGCUGUGACCGGCAGGGUCCUCUUGGGGGAAGGCAUCCUGACCAAAGAAUGCCGCAAGAAAGCCAAGCCGCGCAUCUUCUUCCUCUUCAACGACAUCCUGGUGUACGGCAGCAUUGUGAUCAACAAGCGGAGGUAUAGCUCCCAGCACAUCAUCCCCCUGGACGAAGUCACCUUGGAAACCUUGCCCGAUACCUUGCAGAUGAAGAACCGGUGGAUGAUCAGGACCACCAAGAAGUCCUUUGUCGUCUCGGCCGCCUCCCUUACCGAGAGGAAAGAGUGGAUCAGCCACUUGGAGGAAUGCAUCCGGCACUUGUUGUCCAAGACGGGCCAGCAGCCCCCCACGGAGCACGCCGCCCCCUGGAUCCCUGACAAGGCCACCGAUAUCUGUAUGCGUUGCACCCACACCAAGUUCUCCACGCUCACGCGGAGGCAUCACUGUCGGAAAUGUGGGUUUGUGGUGUGCGGGGAAUGCUCCCGCCAAAGAUUCCUCAUGCCGCGCUUGUCUUCCAAGCCCUUGAGGGUUUGCAACCUUUGCUACAAGCAGCUGGUAGCCGAAAAAAGGGAAAGCGAAGACUGCCAGAGUCCAUCGAGACCCAUCGAUUCGCCUCUGGUUGGCUACGAACCUUCCAGCGGGGAUGACAGUGAUCGAUCCGAUGACGACAAGGUGGAACCGUGGCCAGCAGAAACUGAGUUCUACACGUCCGAUGCGGCUUGGUCGUCUUUUAAUAGGUGACCUUUGAGAUACUGUCGUUAAGUGGAGGGGCCAUGUGUUUAUUUCUGAGGAGUACAAGGGCCACCCACUUGCAUUGGUAGACUUUUCGGAGGAGGACAUUAAUCGUGGUGUUAAAACGUUGCAUGCACUUUCCUGUUCUGUGAAUAAGGGAGAAGGCUUGUCCACACCCAACAACUAUGGUCAGGCCCUGAAAUUGCUCCAAAAGCAAUUUCUUUUAAAUGAAGUUGGAAAUAGGGCUAAAUUGGAUGCUUGCAGCAAUCCCAGACACAAUGCUGAGUUUGUGCCGGAAGAUGCUGGCCCCUUUAAUUAGCUGUGGUGCUACAGACAACCCUGUUCAUGGCUCUUAAAAUGUUGAGAUUCACCUCUGGAAUGUUGCGGGUUUGCACACUAGGACAACCAAAGUUGUACUGGCUACAGAAAUCCAUCUUCCUCUGAAGCAGGGUCAAAUUCUGGAUCCCAGGUUAAGAAAUCCACAGGGAGAUCUACUUGGGGAACUCUGUACUGAUAGCCUGUUGUUGAAGCACUGUGUAAAUGUUCAUCAAGUGCUGGGAGUAGUAUUUUUCAAGAACCCAACCAUUUUCAACUUAGUCUUUAAGGCGGGGGAAAUCCAAUCCAGGAUGCUGGAUCAGAUAAAAGAUCCAAACUCCUGCUUUCCACAGUGGCCAACCUGAUCUUCUGGGAAGUCCACAAGGAGGGCAUGAGAGCAGUGAAGAAUUUAAAUACAUUGAGGUCAUUCACACAGUCUAAAACUGUGUUCUGCCUGGGUUUGGUAGUCGUGUGUGCUCUCGGUUUUCGGUUGUGUGGAAGCAAGGUAGGAGGAAAACCAGGAUAGAAAUGUUCCGUCUAACAGAGAUUCCAAAAUGUUGUUGUUGACUACAACUCCCAGCAUUCCCAGCUGCAAUAGCCUUUGCUUGGGGAUUAUGGGAGUUGUAGUCAACAACAUCAGGAAAUCCCUUUUAGAGGGAAUACUGUUGGGUAGAAGUGAUUGUGUGGAAGGAAGGUAGGAAAGUCUGGUAGCUUUUCUUCUUGCCUUGCUUCCACACAAUCACUUCUACCCAGGUUUUCCUCCUGCUUCCACACAACUGAAAAUUUGGAGCACACACAGCUCCCAAACCUGGGCAGAACACAGUUCUUGACUGUGUGAAAGACCUCAUUGAUCCUUUAGCAGAAGGUCCAGUUUGUGAGGUGGCAGCGAGAUAAGGUGAAGUACAGGAUAGGGGAGAUCUGGCUUGACAGCUGUACAUGUAAAAGGGACCUAGGUGUCUUAAUGGACAGCUGGUUGAAUAUGAGCCAGUGGUGUGAUGCAGCUGCUAAAAAAGCGAAUGCAAUCUUAGGGUGCAUUAACAGAAGCAUAAUAAGAAGCAAUAAUUCCAACCUGUUCUGCAUUUUUUAGACCUCAUGUGGAAUCCUGUGUCCAAUCCUGGACCCCACAUUUUAAGAAUGUUGAUAAAAGAUGUGAAGGGUCUGGAAAUCAAGUGUGUGAAGAACCGCUGAAGGAGAUGGAUAUGUUUAGCCUGGAGAGAAAAAGACCAAGGGGAGGUUGGGAAGCCACCCUCCAAUAUCUGAAGGGCUGUCACCUAGAAGGAGCAAACUUGUUCUUUGUUGCUCCUGAAGGCCGUUCACACAAUCAAAAACUAUGUUCUAUCCGGGUUUUGGUGCUGUGUGUGAUCCCAAUUUUUGGUUGUGUGGAAAACCUGGGUAGAAGUGACUGUGUGGAAGCAAGGUAGGAAGAAAAGCUACCCUAGUUUUCCUCCUACCUUGCUUCCAUACAACCAGAAAUUGAGAGCACAGACAGCUCCCAAACCCGGGUAGAACACAGUUUUUGAUUGCGUGGAUGACUUCUAUGAGUUUAGGCGUCUGUGUGUAAACUUGGAUUUUGUUUUCUAGCGUUGGUGUAUCUUGAUUUUGGCGGGUGGGGGGGAUAUUCAAAAUAAGAAAAGAAACAGUAGAGACACUGAUUCUUCAAUGUCUAUAUGGUAAGCAGAGAAUGUGGUCCUGUAAUUGUAAUGUCUUCCACAUGCAGGAAAUCAUAAAAAAUGACAUGUUUUGGAAAAACUCAAAAUAACUAGUCUAGAAAAGGCUUACUGGUAAAGUGGUGCUGGAUUUUCUAGAAGGGAAAGAAACACAUUAUUUUACGAUUUACAUUUUUUUAAAAAAACUAUGCACACUUAAAAUUUUGCUACUGUCUGAUAGAAAAAUUGUCCUUGAAACAGAAGGGUCUGUAAAAAUCCCUACCAUACCACACAUAGUCUUCAAAUUAAAGUAUCUGUAGAUUAUUAUUUUUUCAGUGUUUCUAAGGAUUUUUUCAAUCCUGCUAAGGAUUUGUUUAAAGGAGAUUUUGGUUUUCAGGGUGUAGAGAAAUGAGCUGAAAAAUGGCAACCACUGGCACUGACCAGUGGGGAGGAGAGCUGGUCUUGUGGGAGCAAGUAUGACUUGUCCCCUUAGCUAAGCAGGGUCCACCCUGGUGGCAUAUGAAUGGGAGACUAGAUGUGUGAGAACUGUGAGAUAUUCCCCUUAGGGGAUGGAGCUGCUCUAGGAAGAGCAGAAGGUUCCAAGUUCCCUCCCUGGCUUCUCCAAGAUAGGGCUGAGAGAGAUUCCUGCCUGCAACCUUGGAGAAGCCGCUGCCAGUCUGGGUAGACAAUACUGAGCUAGAUGGAGCUAUAGUCUGACUCAGUACAUGGCAGCUUUCUCUGUUCCUAAGUUCCUAUGACCACCACUUUGGAAAUACAGUAUUGGUUUCCACAUUGCGCUGUAUUAACCUGACAAUCAUGACAGCUGAAAUACAAACCAAAAAUGGGUCCUUUGGCAAUUUUAGCCACUUCAUUUUCAAACUUAUCACGAAGGGCUAGAAACUUGCUUUUUGUUUUUAAAUAAUUUUCUCUGAGCUAGCAAGACUGCAAAUUCUUCAAAAGUGCCUUUUAUAGGAUGAAUUCUGCAUGCUCACCAUGCACUUCAGAUUAAGGAGCAGAAUUUCUGAGUUUAAUGGCAUAGCUCCAAAUGCACUCGGCCCUCCAUGCUUAAAAAUUAAGCAUUGACGAGUGCUUUGAUCAUAGGCUGGAGAUAGAUUGAAAACCAACUUGGACAGGAGUUUUCAAACUCUGGAUCCCCAGAGUUUUCAAAUGUGGAUCCCUUGUAGCGGGGGAUUAUGGGAGUUGAAGUCCAACAACAUCUGGGGGCCCAAGUUUGAGAACCUUGGUCACCCUUGUAACUUGGGUUCUGCAGACAAACACAACAGGGCUGUUGGCAUAUUUUUAUAUUGAAAUGUACGUAACCAAAACAUUGUCCUCUCAGUGCUAACAGCAACUUUGAUAUUGCAAUUCAUUUUAUAUUGGAACCUUAAUUAUACCAGUAACGAGUGUUAAUAUUGGCAUGAUCUUGUUUUUUGUAUUCUUGUCAUAUUGGAGCAGAAACAUUAGUUGGCGUUUUUAAACUUGCACUCCCCUAAUCUGUGGGGUUUUCCCCCCCAUCUACCAAUAUGUUUACAUUGGGGCUAGCAGCCCAUGAAAGUUUUUUCCGUCAGUUAACUGCUCUCUUUUUUUUCCUGUUUUACUAAUGGAUACAUUGCUGAUUAAAUAUUAGUAUGUCUCAAUAA